AUGGAUAAAUCUCAAAUUUCGACAGAAGAUUCACAACACGUGGAACCCAUUAAAUUAUCCGAACAAUUCAUAAAUGUUAUUGAUUUCCAUGCCGAUUUUGGAUCUGGAAUUUCAAAUUCAAGUGGAACAGUUUCAUAUGAUUCGAUUGUAAAUGCGAAUGUGAGAAGUGAAUUUGCAAAAAUGAAAAUUGCAGUGCCGGUGAGUUUUUCUUUGGAAAUAAAUAUGAUCAGCAAAAAACAUUUUCAGUGUCCAAAUCAACCGCCACGUCCCGCAUAUAUUUCAAAAACCAAAACAUUGCUUUCGAAAAGCCAAAAUGCUCAAAAAUGUGUCGCAAUAAAUUUGGAACUUUUUGAAAAACUCGAAAAAGAUCGAAAAAUUCGAAAUAAGUCGUUGAAAACUGAACGAUUUGUUGCGAAAAAAUGGGCGAGUUCGAAUAAAAAUGAGAAGACUGUGGAGACUGUAGGUUUGAUGAUUUAUGUCAAGUUUUUAGUAUUAAAACUUUACAGCAAGUCGAAAAUUGGUUGGAUGAAGCAUUGAAAUCGAAAGACUCAUCAAUGAUGACAGAAAUUCGUGUGAAAAUUGAUCGACAUCAAUUGGAAAACGUGGUUAUGACACGACAAAUUGCUCAAAACUAUGAGAAUCAAUUCAUAUCGAAUGUUUCUGAAGAAUUUCGCAUGAAAAAUUGGUUUUGCGAAUUGCCGGCUGAUUAUUUAGAACAGGAAAAUGAGUGA
Molecule: messenger RNA, 731 nt
Organism: Caenorhabditis angaria
Lineage: Eukaryota; Metazoa; Nematoda; Chromadorea; Rhabditida; Rhabditidae
Source: the annotation of a GenBank genome assembly